Platichthys flesus (European flounder) is the source of this 1550-nucleotide messenger RNA. It is a transcript of the gene cfap418, whose product is annotated as cilia and flagella associated protein 418. The record is from RefSeq and is a predicted model, not a curated record. The coding region runs from base 143 to 760 and encodes 205 amino acids. The transcript has 6 exons. Gene Ontology annotation, cellular component: cytosol. Lineage: Eukaryota; Metazoa; Chordata; Actinopteri; Pleuronectiformes; Pleuronectidae.
ACAUAGCAACGACCAACGCUCCGUGUGCUAGCUUGUGUGUUAGCUUGUGUGUUAGCUUCUGUGCUAGCUUCUGUGCUAGCUUCUGUGCUAGCUUGUGUGGAUGGGGUAAGUGGCCCCGGAUCCCGCGGAGCAGGAGGAAAACAUGGACGAUGACGAAGAUCUUGACGAACUUUUGGACGAAGUAGAAAAAAAGUUUUGUCGCAACGUUUCUGUCGCGUCGUCAGCUCGAGGGGGGGGCGGGAGCGAGCCCGGAGGAGCGAGGAGGCUCAGUGCCUUGAAACCUGUGGUGCAGAGAAGCAGCAUCACCGAGGAUAUCGAUGCUCUUCUGGAAGAGUUAGAGGAUGAACACGGAGAUUUCCACCAAUCACAGAGAGAAAAACUCCCUAAAGAACAACGAGUGGAAGCGAAGCCUCCAUCUGGAGGGAGAAAGUGCUGUCCUGUGUUCGUGGGCGGAAGCUCUGUUACAAAUGGCGUCGGAACAGCCACAUCCAAGAGGUCCUGUGACCGGCUGAGGUGUAUAUCCUGUGACUUCAGGGUGCUGAUGUUUGAUGACUGUGAGUGGGACUCGUCCUGUGAUUACCUGUUCCUCAGGAACAACGUGCCGGACCGUCAGAAGCUCCGAGACAAACUGAAGAAGAGGAGAGGUUUCCGGGCUUACGCCUGCCAGUGCAGCUGGUUCUCCUCGUCCUCCUCCUCAGAGCCGACAGCCCUCGGGGUUCACCCUCAGCUCAGAUGGGUCUGUGGAAAACACCAGGACUGACGAUCAACUGUUAGAAACUAGGACGAAACUGAACGAAACCCGAAAGAAGAACAGUCUGUCCCAAAGAAUCUGUAAAGUGUCAGUUGAUUUUGUACAGUGUGCGUUUGCAUUGUUCAGUACUGACUGAGCGCUGGAUCAGGCGCCUCUGAACAGAAGAGUGAUGGACUGAGAGAAGAACACAGGUUGACAGAAGUGUGACUCAGUCUCGGACAGCAGGUUCACUGAGGAGGAGGAGGAAGAGGAGGAGGAAGAACGUGAAAACAACAGCAGGGGAGGGAAGACUGAAGUGUCGUCUGUUGGCUCCUUCUGCCGGAGUCUGUUCCGGAAGAAAACUGAAAGGAGCAGCUCAGUGAACUGCACAGCUCCAGUGUUGUGUCAUUACAUAUUAAAAUAAAGCCCUGCUGCCCCCCCCCCUUCCACCUGCACCCAUUGGACAGAACUAGCUGUCAAUCACUGUGGUAUCCACCCCAGACACAUCCAGUGCUUUGUGGUCUGUUUGACUCUAAAUUAAUAUAAUUUACUAAAUGAACAUCAGCUGUGUUGACAAUGUUUACUGAGGUUAUAAAGUGAGAAGUAGAGUUACUUUCUAUAGACUUCUAUAGAAACUUAUAGUGGAGUCGCCCCCUGCUGGUCAUGAAACAGAAGACAGGUUCCACGUGGCUUCACUUUCCCAACCCUGAGUCCAUUUGUAUAAAAUUAUUACUUCUGCUCACGCUCUUAUGAGAUGUAUUUUCUAUUGUAAUGUGUUGUAAUAGCUCUCUGCUGUCAAUAAAGUUGAUUUGAAAAACCA